Molecule: messenger RNA, 1669 nt
Organism: Triticum aestivum (bread wheat)
Lineage: Eukaryota; Viridiplantae; Streptophyta; Magnoliopsida; Poales; Poaceae
Product: IAA-amino acid hydrolase ILR1-like 5
Exons: 5
Coding region: 24-1307 (427 amino acids)
Biological process (GO): auxin metabolic process
Molecular function (GO): hydrolase activity
Source: RefSeq, a predicted model, not a curated record
GAAAAAGAGACGCCGCUCCGUCAAUGAAAGCUUCCCCCACCUUCCACUUGACCAUGGCCACUCCUCGUCUCCCCUGCCUCUUCGUUCUCCUCCUCCUCUCCACCGUCUCGGCGGAGUACGCGCAGGAGCUACUUCGGCGCGCCGAGGGCGAGCGAGAGUGGAUUAUCGGCGUGCGCCGGCACAUCCACGCCCACCCGGAGCUCGCUUUCCAGGAGCACCGCACCAGCGCCCUCGUCCGCGAGGAGCUCGAGCGGCUAGGGGUUACCGCCCAAACCGUUGCCGGCACCGGCGUCGUCGCCGAUGUCGGCUUGGGCAUGCCCCCAAUCGUCGCCCUCCGCGCCGACAUGGACGCACUACCCAUCCAGGAAUUGGUGGAGUGGGAGCAUAAGAGCAGAGUUGAUGGUGUAAUGCACGCCUGUGGUCAUGAUGUGCACACAGCGAUGCUACUGGGAGCGGCAAAGUUGCUUCAUGAGCGCAAGGAUCAGCUUAAGGGAACGGUGAGACUCCUUUUUCAACCUGCUGAGGAGGGUGGUGCUGGUGCAUCUCAUAUGAUAAAAGAAGGUGUUCUUGAUGGUGUUGAAGCUAUAUUUGCAAUGCAUAUCGAUUAUCGGAUGCCAACAGGGGUAAUAGCUGCUCACGCAGGACCAACACAAGCAGCUGUAUGUUUCUAUGUAGUGAAAAUAGAAGGUAAAACCGGGAAGGCUGAAACCCCACACUUAAAUGUGGAUCCUAUCGUUGCUGCAGCAUUUACCGUCCUGUCCCUGCAACAGCUCACUUCAAGAGAAGAUGAUCCUCUUCACAGCCAAGUGCUCUCUGUCACCUAUAUUAAAGGUGGGAACUCUGUUGAUGCCACACCUCCAGUUGUUGAAUUUGGAGGUACUUUGAGGAGCCUCACUACUGAAGGACUUUAUCGGCUACAGAAAAGGCUUAAGGAGGUAGUAGAAGGGCAGGCAGCUGUACAUAGGUGCACGGGAGUUACGGAGAUAUUGGGGGCUCCCUCCCACCCAAUGUAUCCUGCCGUCGUCAAUGAUGAGAGACUCCACGAGCAUGUAGAGAAUGUGGGCAGAAGUUUGCUUGGUCCAGACAAGGUGAAGCCCGGAGAGAAGAUCAUGGCAGGGGAAGACUUUGCAUUCUACCAACAGUUAGUUCCUGGCGUUAUGUUUGGUAUCGGCAUUAGAAAUGAGAAAGUCGGUUCGGUCCACUCUGCUCACAACCCGCAUUUCUUCGUCGACGAGGAUGUCCUUCCAAUUGGAGCUGCAUUGCAUACUGCCACCGCAGAAAUGUAUCUUUCUGGGCGUUCUGCUUAAAGUGAAGUUGGAUCCGUGCAUUUGCGGUAAUGCUCUUUGGAUGGACGAUUUGAAUGUAUAAAUGUACUCCCAACGUUCCGAAUUACUUGUCGCACGUAUGGAUGUAUCUAGAUGUAUUUUAGUUCUAGAUACAUCCAUUUCAGCGACAGAGUAAUUUGGAACGGAGGUAGUAUGUCAAAGAUGUCCAGUCUAGCUAUGUACUCCUUUGUUCACAAAUAAGAUUUUCUAGUAACUUUUUUCUGAGUUGGAUGUAUAUAGACACGUUUUAGUGUGUUUGGUCACUCAUUUCAGCCUGUCUGUAGUCCAUAUUGAAAUCUCAAAAACAUCUUAUGUUUAUGAACGGAGGAAGUACUUGUGUUCAA